GUACGCAAUACAAUGCGAGCUUGUGCCCUCUCGGCUUCCGUAACCUGGAAGUGCUCAACCCCGCCCCUCCCAGUGUGCUUUGUCACGUGGUUCACAAGCGCCGACGAAAUGUCGCAGUCUUCAACGCUGGAGAGCCUCGUAGAGAUGGGAUUCUCCCCGUCCAGAGCGGAAAAGGCCGUGGCUGCCACAGGCAACCAAGGUAUAGAGUCUGCAAUGGACUGGCUGAUGGAACAUGAAGAUGAUCCUGACAUAGAUGAAACUAUUGAAACUAUUGAACCCUUUGGCAAUGUAAUAGGCAGCCAGCAGAUACCCCUACCUGGUUCAUUUGUUUCCUUUACAGAAGAAAUACAGGGUUUAACUGAAGAGGAGAGAGAAAAACAGACAAAAAGGAUGAUGGAACUCAUAGCCCAAAAGCAACAAGAACGUGAAGAGCGAGAAAAACGGGAGCGAAUUGAGCAGGAGAAACAGAGGAGGAAACACGGACAAGAGUUAUCUGUAAUCAAACAAAAACAUCAAGAGCAAGAGAUGCAGAAAGCUGUAGAAGAGAGGAGGCGAGAAAAACAAGAGGAGAAAUUGGCCAGAGAGCGUGUACGGGAUAAAAUUGCAAGGGAUAAAGCAGACAGAGCCAGAAAGUAUGGUGGAGAGACAUCAGAUCCAAUCUCCCCUCCAGCAGAAACACCUGUUCAAGCCUCCACACUCUCCCCAUCUUCCCCAACACAGGAGCCACCUACUAAGAAGGAGUAUGAUCAGUGUCGUAUACAGGUCCGCCUCCUGGAUGGUACUGCCCUAUCGCAAAUAUUUCGCGCACGAGAGCAGCUGGCUGCUGUCCGUUUGUAUGUGGAACUAAAUUGGCCCGGUGGCCCACAAGAACCUUUUAACCUUAUGACGAGCUUCCCACGUAAAGUGUUUACUGAAGAAGAUAUGGAAAAGCCACUGCAGGAGCUUGGUUUGGUGCCUUCAGCUGUCUUGUUUGUCACAAAACUCUUGGCAGCGUAAAGACUACCAAAAAUAGAAGAGACCCAAGAAGAUGGCAGAGAAACCAAUGUGGACAAACCUGACGGCUAUCUUUCUGCAAGGAUCACACAGGACUAUUGCCCUUAUCUCCCCAAACUGUGAUGUGCUAGCAUAUAUAUUUUAAUGGGGAAAUAAACCAUUGUGUGAAAUCCUUAUAUUUAGUAUUUUGCUUAUGUGACAAAGAACCC
Molecule: messenger RNA, 1202 nt
Organism: Nanorana parkeri
Lineage: Eukaryota; Metazoa; Chordata; Amphibia; Anura; Dicroglossidae
Gene: UBXN1
Product: UBX domain protein 1
Exons: 11
Coding region: 13-996 (327 amino acids)
Molecular function (GO): protein binding
Source: RefSeq, a predicted model, not a curated record